CGAUUAUGCUUCUGUCAGACCCGAUCUCGCCUUGCUCUGAUGUUAUGCUACGGGCAACGAUAAUCCGGCGAGGUCGAGACGCAGCGUGCGACGCGUACGAAUCGAAAGAGUGCAACAUUCAUCGUAUAAUUCUCAUCUCACAGAAUCCAAAAGCUAGGUUUGAGUUGGUGGGUUUGAGGUGAUAGCACAGCAGCUGACGUUAGCUGCAUUUCAGUAUUUGCUUCACUCGUCCGGUGCUCUUCUUGUUGUGGGAGUCCACCGCUCCAGCUAGCUAACUAACUUGAGCGCUGGACGGUUAGUCGGAUGAAGUGCCCUCCUCUCCCCGCUGGGAUGCUCCUCACUGUGCUGGUAUGCUACUUGUCGCUGGCUGCCACGGAACAGCAAGUGGAAGACGACUGGAUAGACCCUUACGACAUGCUCAACUACGACGCAAGCACCAAGACGAUGAGGAAGCCCGCAGAGCCAGCAAACUACCCCAAUGUGCCAACAGUAAGAAGAGCGUAUAAUGAGGACUCCAGCCAGCAGACGCCUUGUGAGAAAGAAAUAGUGGAUCUACAUAAAAAGAUUGAAGAACAAAAUGAGAGAAUCAAGCUCAUCUCACAGCAGCCUACGUGCUCUCCGGUGUUCAAGCGAUUUCUUAGCAGACUCCUGAAGGAAAUACAAAGAGUUGGUUUGCCCAGUGACUCUGCGGACGUCUUCUAUGAUGCUAAAGUCAAACUGUCCAAACAGUCCACGACGGAGAUUCAGACCCUCCUGGAUGGUGAGGAGAGCUGGCGAACUGGUGCUCUGGACAACGCCAUCAGUCAGAUACUGGUGGAUCUCAGACCACAUGACUAUGUAGCGUGGAAGUGGCGUUUUGAAGACACCUUUGGCGUGGAGCUUGACACAAUAUUAAAAAUGGGGAUCUUUGUUCUGGUCGUAGUGGCUAUUGUAUGCACUCAGCUCUGGUCAGUGGUGUCCUGGUUCGUGCAGAUCAAGAGACUGUUAAUUGUUGCCUUUUUGACCAGUAUUCUGUGGAACUGGUUCUACUUGUACAAGCUUGCCUUUGCUGAACACCAAAAAAAGAUGGUGGAGCUGGAUGGCAUCAGUGAAAAAUGCACUGGAGUGAAGAAAAUUGACUGGAGUGAUAGCUUGAAAGAGUGGAUCAGGGUCACCUGGACUCUUAGAGAUGACCCUUGUCAGAAAUACUAUGAAGUCCUCUUUGUCAACCCCUUUCUGCUGGUACCUCCAACCAAGGCGAUCUCGGUUACCAUCGUCACCUUCAUCACAGAGCCAAUGAAGCACAUUGGUGAGGGGAUCAGUGAUUUCAUCCGAGCUCUUCUUAAAGAUCUGCCAGCAACCCUUCAGAUCCCAGUGUUUGCCACUAUUGUGCUCUGCAUUGUGCUCUUCAUUGUGGUUUUCACUUAUGGAAGUGUGCAGGCAGCAUUCCAACAUGGCAUCACCGCUCCUUUCCGCCGCCCUCGAAGGGAUCCACCUCCUCGCCAGCUACCGCAACCACAGCGUCGCCUCCAAGAGAUCGAGGACUAUGGCCAUGUGGGGGAGGGGGACGCACCGCGGUACCUAAACCAAGGCAAUGGUGGCAGAGGGAACAGAAACCUGGUUCAUCAGAGGCCACUCAGGAGAGAGCCACCCCAGAUGAACAGGGGGACAUUACACACUGGCGAGCGUCCCUUCAGCGAGGACGAGGCGGAUGCUCCGCAAUGUAUGGCAGUGCAGAAUCUCUCUGCUCAAAAUGAAAAUGUGCAAGACACAGAAGAGGAGCCAGCAGGAGCAAGUGCAAGCAGUGCUGCUGCUAACACAGCCCAGUCAACAAGUAAAACCAAGAAAUCCGAUUCAUCUCAGUCAAAGACUGAACCUCUGAAAGAGAGUAAAAACCUUCCUAAGGAUGAUGGCAGAGCCUCGAAAUCUCAGCAAGCAAAAGGGGGACCAUCAGAAACUGGUGUUCAGGACCCCAAUGCCUCAGCGGAAGACGCAACCUCCUCUCAUUCAAUGACACGUGUUGAAACCUUAGGAGUUCCCGUUCAGGAGACACAGUUACUGGAGUAGCAGGAAGAUCAUCAAUGUUUGGUGCUCUUGUUUUUGCCACAGAGGCAGUGUUGCCAGGGGGAGUUAAUGGCCCCACCUACCAGACUUAUGUUGUUUAAAUGUGACUCUGUCUUGCUGCUGGGCUGUCGGUGUGAGUGUGCCUUUUCCUGGGCGGAGCAACUAGCACAAGCUUCGCUGUAUUUUCUGUAUUUAAGAGCAAGGCUAAAAUGGGUGUCAGGGAAACUGGAUUAUUUAUCUGAUCUGGUGUUUGGUGUCUUGCCCAUCGGUAAGAAUCAUGAUCUUACAGUUUGACUGUAACAGUAUUGAAAUACUUUUUAAUUAUUACAAUGAGCACAUUAUGAUGUUUUCACAAUUAGAAAUAUAAAUUUAGAUUUUGUAAUUUUGUAAACAGUUUCUCUUUUCUGCUUUUUUUUUUUUAAUACAGUAAACUAUUUUUGUGGCUACGAAGGGUUUGUAUGUGGGGGGAUUUAAAAUAGUGAUGCUAAAGUAAAUUUGGCUGUGCAGCAGUACUUCCAUUUUUCCCUGAAAGGGCCAAAGUACUUGUAAAUAGCACAAUGGGAUUCCCGAGAGUAUCGUGGGAAAAACUGUAAUUAGUGAAUUUCAUAAAGUUUUGAAUCGCUACAUCAAAAAAUCAUUGAUUUAGUCUUAAAUCACUAAGAAAGAAAAAGAAAGGGGUGGCCUCGUCAGGUCAGAAUAACAGGUUAAGAGCCAGAUGUUUUCCUCUGAAUUUGUUGAGAGAUAAUUUGGACUUGUACUCAUCAUCAUCAUCAUCAUCUCAGUGUGAAGGACAGAAACAUGGCGCCAGAUGAGACACUGUUGCUUCAUGCCUGUUGAAUGUGUAAACAAACAAAUGUUUUACUCAGGCUUAAAACAAUAAUAAAGUGGUCAUACAAUUUUA
This is a messenger RNA of Scatophagus argus, 2944 nucleotides long. It is a transcript of the gene clcc1, whose product is annotated as chloride channel CLIC-like 1. The coding region runs from base 304 to 2046 and encodes 580 amino acids. The transcript is spliced from 10 exons. Gene Ontology annotation, cellular component: endoplasmic reticulum; membrane. Lineage: Eukaryota; Metazoa; Chordata; Actinopteri; Scatophagidae. Gene Ontology annotation, molecular function: chloride channel activity. The record is from RefSeq and is a predicted model, not a curated record.